GCCCCUUGUGUCGGCGUUCAGCAUCUAUUGGCCUUACGUGUGGAGGGUUGCGUUGGUAGAGGUCGUGAAAGUUGCAAACUGUGUUUUGCAAGUCGGGGCGGCGCGCGGAUUGCUAAUAGGUGCAAGGGUAUUUCAUCAGAAGGGGUUGCUAGUAAACAGUGACAAUGACAACACUUGAAGACAGCUCCAUUUGGGAAGAUGCAGAGGAGUCUGUUGGUGAAAAUGUGCUUCGGAUGAAUACGGAGGAGAUUGUUGGGCUCACCCGGCUGCUCGACAACGAGAUUCGCAUCAUGAAGUCAGAAGUCAUGCGCAUAUCACAUGAGCUGCAGACACAGAAGGACAAAAUUCGCGAGAAUACAGAGAAAAUCAAGUUGAACAAGACUCUGCCUUACCUUGUGUCCAAUGUCAUUGAGCUGCUGGACGUGGAUCCGCAGGACUUGGGCGAGGAAGACGGCGCCAACGUCGACCUCGACUCGCAGCGCAAGGGCAAGUGUGCCGUCGUGAAGACCUCUACUCGUCAGACAUACUUCCUGCCAGUGAUCGGUCUGGUGGACCCGGAGGACUUGAAGCCCGGCGAUCUGGUGGGCGUCAACAAGGACUCGUACCUGAUCCUGGAGGCCCUGCCGGCCGAGUACGACUCGCGCGUCAAAGCCAUGGAGGUGGACGAGCGGCCCACCGAACAGUACUCAGACGUGGGCGGCCUCGACAAGCAGAUCCAAGAGUUGAUUGAGGCUGUAGUACUUCCCAUGACGCACAAGGAGCGCUUCACAAACCUGGGCAUCCAGCCGCCGAAGGGAGUGCUCCUGUACGGGCCACCUGGCACAGGCAAGACGCUGCUGGCGCGGGCCUGCGCCGCCCAGACCAAGUCCACCUUCCUGAAGCUGGCCGGGCCCCAGCUAGUGCAGAUGUUCAUCGGCGAUGGCGCCAAGCUGGUGCGCGACGCAUUCGCACUCGCCAAAGAGAAGUCUCCCGCCAUUAUCUUCAUCGACGAACUCGAUGCCAUCGGCACCAAGCGGUUUGACUCGGAGAAAGCCGGCGACCGGGAGGUGCAGCGGACCAUGCUGGAACUGCUGAACCAGCUGGACGGCUUCUCUUCCACCACGGACAUAAAGGUGAUCGCGGCCACGAACCGGGUGGACAUCCUGGACCCGGCGCUGCUGCGCUCCGGCCGGCUGGACCGCAAGAUCGAGUUCCCUCACCCCAACGAGCAGGCCCGCGCUCGAAUCAUGCAGAUCCACAGUCGCAAGAUGAACGUAUCGCCCGACGUCAACUUCGACGAGCUGGCACGCUCCACGGAUGACUUCAACGGCGCCCAGUGCAAGGCGGUCUGCGUGGAGGCGGGCAUGAUUGCGCUGCGUCGGGAGGCCACCACUGUCACCCACGAGGACUUCAUGGAUGCCAUCAUGGAGGUGCAGGCCAAGAAGAAGACCAACCUGAACUACUACGCCUAGGUCCCACGUCUGUCAGCGCCGAGAUUGCACCGGUGUUGUGUCGUCGCGGCGUCGCGUCGCCCUGGGGGAGACUGUGCCCGGGAGCGACCACCCUGUCCUAGUGUUCAGUACAUUCAAUACAUGGUCGGCUAUCGGAA
Molecule: messenger RNA, 1588 nt
Organism: Pollicipes pollicipes
Lineage: Eukaryota; Metazoa; Arthropoda; Thecostraca; Pollicipedomorpha; Pollicipedidae
Gene: Rpt5
Product: 26S proteasome regulatory subunit Rpt5
Exons: 11
Coding region: 165-1451 (428 amino acids)
Molecular function (GO): ATP hydrolysis activity; ATP binding
Source: RefSeq, a predicted model, not a curated record